AGUUAACCAAAAGGAAGUGAAGUUGUAGCCUCUGACCUUGAUGAACUUACUAGACUAUGCAGGCAAGUGGACAAUAUCAGUGGGGCGGCCAGGGCUCUAAUUUGACAGUUGGAAUCCCUACAACUGCAAUGCCACACACAAUUUUUAUGAAGAGCAGAUUUUCUCCUGGCACUAGAAGUAGCUCAGUGAUUGCAGAGGAUACUGUCAAAGAGAACAUGGCGAAACAUCAAAAAUCCAUUCUUGAUAGCCUUGAUCCAUCGCAACUAUAUUCAUUGCUUGAUCAGUUUGAGCUCGAUGAAGAAUGCAUGGAUGUUCGCUUAACAAGACGAAAAAAAGCAAAGCUCCUGUACGAGGAAGUAAAAAAUAAAAGUGCGUACUUUGAUUUUCUCAGUAACCUUGAGGAGGACACAGAACACAUGGGGCACUGGUACAUUGUCUCAUUGCUUAGGGGCGUUCAGUUUGCAGCAGAUGAAACAAUACUAUUAGAUUCUGAGAUAAUACUUGAUAAAAUACAGAAGAAUGUAAAAAUGGUGGUGAAGGAGCUGGAUGUAACGGAUUUGGAACCGUAUCUUAUAGAAGAGAAACUUGUCACUGACAAUGAAAGAGAGAAGCUCCGAAAUCCACAAAACACUAAACAAGAUAAAGCAAAGAUGCUUCUAACUAUUCUCAAGACCAAAGGGCCAACUGCACACUCUAUAUUUGUUCGAAAGUGUCUUAGUUCAAAGGUGCAUACUGAUCUGAAGAAGUUUUUACUAGUACCAAGAGACUCAAUGAAGAGAAGGGCAUCCACGGACGCGACAUCAUUCAGUGAAAGUACAAGUACUACAGCAGUCACCAAACGAUAUCCAUCCUUCUUAGAGACACCUAAAGGUAUCACAACUUACAGCUACAUACAAACAAUGGCAACAAUUAGAGAAAAACACCAAACAGGUGGUCAAGCGUCGUGGACGGCUGCAGAAGAAAUAAUACAACGAGAACUAAUGUCUCCAGAAAUAUCUUUGGAGAUGAAAAUCGCUCUUCUCUUAGAGAGCUGUAAUCCGUAUGUUUUAAGUAAAAAAUCUGAAGAAGUACUUCUUAGAGUGAAACGAGCCAGGAAAAUGUGCACACAAUUGUACGAUCAGGAUAGCAACCCACAAGUUUUGGAGGGACGAUGUGAGUGGGUCCUAUCGCGGCUAUACAAGCUCCUUGGGGAUCUUCACGAAUCAAGGAAGCACCUUGAUACAGCCUUCAGCUUAAUAGCGAACUGUGAACCAGGAGAGGAAAACAUGCUAGCAAGCUUCAUGCUCGGCUGCAUUCUCCUAGAUUGUGAGAAUAAAUCAAUAGGAGAAGAAAAACGAACCAUAAACUCGUUUAAGUUUGUGCUUAGUUUAGCAACCGAACAAGAUUAUGGAACGAAAAUUAUUCAGUUUUGCCAGAUUCGUCUUGCUCAGGCCUAUGUUGGAUCGUCUGUUCGUAGCCCUGGGAAGAGUACAGAAGAAGUGUCUCAGGUGAACAGAGAAGAUGCUAAGAUAUUGCUGAGGGAAAUUGAUCAACAACACAUGCGGCCCAGAACCAGGUGUCUCUAUUUCAUGACAUGCUCAGAUGUGUACAGAACAGAUGAUAAAAUAGAGAAAGCCAGUGCAUAUGCUGAGCAAGCAAUGGAAAUAGCACAGGAACAUAAUUUAACGCAUGAAGUUGGAUUCAUAAAACUUAGGCAAUUAAGCUAGGAUUCUUUAAUAGAUAGGUGACAAUGUCAAACAACUAUGCUUUUCAUUAUUCAUUUCAUAUUGGGUUCAGUUCAUAAUAAUUAUUGCUUUCACAGGGAAUUGGACAAACAAACUUGUUCAGUAAAACUUGAAUUCUCUGUGUAACUUGGCUGUGACCACAUUUGUAACCACAGUAUUAUUGACCUUGAAUUGCAGUAUUAUA
Halichondria panicea is the source of this 1908-nucleotide messenger RNA. RefSeq lists its product as uncharacterized. The record is from RefSeq and is a predicted model, not a curated record. Lineage: Eukaryota; Metazoa; Porifera; Demospongiae; Suberitida; Halichondriidae. The transcript has a single exon. The coding region runs from base 57 to 1706 and encodes 549 amino acids. Gene Ontology annotation, biological process: regulation of apoptotic process.